CUCCUCCCUCCCCUCCGCCCCUUUCUUCCCCUCCCCUCCCCCCCCCCCGCGCGCGCGUCCUCCGGCCAAGAUGUCUGACAUGGAGGAUGAUUUCAUGUGCGAUGAUGAGGAGGACUACGACCUGGAAUAUUCUGAAGACAGCAACUCUGAACCAAAUGUGGAUUUGGAGAAUCAGUACUAUAACUCUAAAGCCCUGAAGGAAGAUGACCCCAAAGCAGCACUCAGCAGUUUUCAGAAGGUUUUGGAGCUUGAAGGUGAAAAGGGAGAAUGGGGAUUCAAAGCAUUAAAACAGAUGAUAAAAAUAAAUUUCAAAUUGACUAACUUUCCUGAAAUGAUGAACAGAUAUAAACAACUAUUGACAUACAUACGGAGUGCUGUUACAAGGAAUUAUUCCGAAAAAUCCAUCAAUUCUAUUCUUGAUUAUAUCUCCACUUCCAAGCAGAAUUCUGAUUUUUUAUGCCAGAUGGAUUUGCUUCAGGAAUUUUAUGAGACAACACUUGAAGCUCUGAAAGAUGCUAAGAAUGAUAGAUUGUGGUUUAAGACAAACACAAAGCUUGGCAAAUUAUAUUUAGAACGAGAAGAGUAUGGGAAACUACAGAAGAUUUUGCGCCAGCUCCAUCAGUCAUGCCAGACUGAUGAUGGAGAAGACGACCUUAAGAAGGGUACCCAGCUAUUGGAAAUAUAUGCUUUGGAAAUUCAAAUGUAUACAGCACAGAAAAAUAAUAAAAAACUUAAAGCACUAUAUGAACAGUCAUUGCACAUCAAGUCUGCCAUCCCCCAUCCACUGAUCAUGGGGGUCAUCAGAGAAUGUGGUGGUAAAAUGCACCUAAGGGAAGGUGAAUUUGAAAAGGCACAUACUGAUUUCUUUGAAGCAUUCAAGAAUUAUGAUGAAUCAGGGAGUCCAAGAAGAACCACUUGCUUAAAAUAUUUGGUCCUAGCAAACAUGCUGAUGAAGUCUGGAAUAAACCCAUUUGACUCUCAGGAGGCAAAACCAUACAAAAAUGAUCCAGAGAUUCUAGCAAUGACAAAUUUAGUAAGUGCCUAUCAGAAUAACGACAUCACUGAAUUUGAGAAGAUUCUGAAGACAAAUCACAGUAACAUCAUGGACGAUCCCUUCAUAAGGGAACACAUUGAAGAACUUUUGCGAAACAUCCGAACACAAGUGCUUAUAAAAUUAAUUAAGCCUUACACAAGAAUACAUAUUCCUUUUAUUUCUAAGGAGUUAAACAUAGAUGUAGCUGAUGUGGAGAGCUUGCUUGUGCAGUGUAUACUGGAUAACACUAUUCAUGGCCGAAUUGAUCAAGUCAAUCAACUCCUUGAGCUGGAUCAUCAGAAGAGGGGUGGAGCACGGUAUACUGCAUUAGAUAAAUGGACCAACCAACUAAAUUCUCUCAAUCAGGCCGUAGUCAGCAAGCUGGCUUAACCAACAACAGGCAAUUACAAAAUGUACUUAAGGCAACAGCGCAGUGAUGUAAACCUUAAAAACUGGGAAUGGCAAAACUACUGUCGGUUGGUGUGCCCUGAAAUUAUUGGAGUUAAUGGCAGAAGUGCUUUUUUGAUCAGCUGGUUUGUGUUUUGCUGCUGCAUUUAUCCCAAGAAAAACAGCUUUAAUCUCCAGAAGAAAACCAAAUGCCACGGGAUUUAUGCUGUGUUGACAUCUUGCCCUCACCAUGCAACACCCUAAUAAUUUGUCAAGGGGCAACUAAUGACCAGAGCGAAGGUUUUGUUUGUCAUGAUUUUAAAUACACUGACACGUUCCUGUUGGUUUAAAUUUAAACAUAUUUUACCUGCAGAAAAAAGAAAUCUCACAAAAAAAUAACCUGCAAUAACUUGAAAUGCAUACCCUUUUGAACACUUCCUUUUUCUCAUGUAUAAAUCAAAAUGUUUGCUGCAUUUUGCAAAAUGUCAAUUCUCCAAAAAUGUGUCCGUAUAUUUCUGUACCUGCAGUGUAGUAAAGGUUUAGAAGAAACCCCGUAAUUAUGGUGGCAUACUGUCACUUAGGUUUCAAGCAGCAAAAAUAAACAGUGCAGUUCAGAAAUUGUAGAGCUUUUGUUUCUUGAUGUGUUUUUCAUUAUGUGGCUGGCUUGUGUUUAAGAGAUUCAGGGAGAGUGUUGUUGCCUUCUGCCUGUAUUUUGAAAAGCACUCUGAAGGUCAGGGGCACCAUCUACGAAGCUGUGCUGCUAAACAACUGCAAUCUGUCAAAGGGGCUUAUGUGAAACUUCCACACAUGCCACAUUUUUUUAGUGCAAGCCUAUUACUGCCUGCUCCAUGGCUAGUCAGUUAAGAGCACUCCACUGGAAUCUUCCCUUUCAGUUUCAAAGAAGAAUGUUCUUGCUAACCAUAGUUAGUGUCAAACCCCAUUUUGCAGCUGAAGUUAAAAUGGGUUUGUAGACUGGCUGAACUAAAUUUAGUUAAUGAAAAUACAAGUGCAGAUGUAAUCUUAACCAUAUUAGCUCUGAAACUGAAAGGGAGGUGGGAAAUGUCCACAUUGGGUUGCGAACCUGUGGGAUGCACUUAUGUGAUUAGCUAAUUGUGCAACAUUUUAGCAGGCUGCACCUAUUAACUUAAAUUUUGCACGUGUGUUUAAGUAUUACUCUUUGGUAUUUAUAUGCAAACGCUACUGAUCAAGCAUUACCAAUUUAACUGUUUGCUAAUGUACAACCCUUUCUUAAGAGUGUCCUAGCCACUGUUGUUUUGGCACAUCGCAGAACUAGAUUUUUAAAUCUUGGAUUUAGAUAAACAUGGGCUGUGGUUGAUGGGAUUGCACAGACGAGUUGUGCCAAAUGGAAGUUUGUGGUUUUACUCUUUUUAAAAGAAAAGGGGGAGAAACUAAAUAAAAACUUAAGACCAGCAUUCAGGAGUCAUACCUGAUGGCUAUGGAGUCAAAAUUGGUCUUUUCAUAUGAGGAUUUCUGAAGUGGCAAGUGAACUACAGACAGUUCUUUCAAAGUCUGCCUAUAGGAAGCAGUAGAGGGUAUUUCAAAGCAUUAUUGCAGCUGAGACUGUUAGGUUUCCAUAUGGAAUCUGAUAGAAUAUGGUUAACAGAAGUAAAACUUUGAAAAUGA
Podarcis raffonei (Aeolian wall lizard) is the source of this 3064-nucleotide messenger RNA. RefSeq names its product COP9 signalosome subunit 2 (gene COPS2). The record is from RefSeq and is a predicted model, not a curated record. Gene Ontology annotation, cellular component: COP9 signalosome. Lineage: Eukaryota; Metazoa; Chordata; Lepidosauria; Squamata; Lacertidae. Bases 71 to 1423 code for a protein of 450 amino acids. Gene Ontology annotation, molecular function: protein binding. Gene Ontology annotation, biological process: protein deneddylation. The transcript is spliced from 13 exons.